This is a messenger RNA of Sugiyamaella lignohabitans, 1452 nucleotides long. RefSeq lists its product as uncharacterized. The record is from RefSeq and is a predicted model, not a curated record. NCBI's taxonomy places the organism in Eukaryota, Fungi, Ascomycota, Dipodascomycetes, Dipodascales, Trichomonascaceae. Gene Ontology annotation, molecular function: lyase activity. Bases 1 to 1452 code for a protein of 483 amino acids. The transcript has a single exon.
AUGAUUACUGAGCCUGAAACUGCUUCCGACGCACCCUCUCCCACUGUUGAACUGUGCAAAUGGGUGGAGUCGCUUACCUGGGAUGACGUCCCCGAGGAGAUCAGAACCCGUGCCAAGUACUUGAUCCUUGAUGGAAUCACUUGUGCAAUUGUGGCAUCUCAUUUGCCCUGGUCUGAAACUGCUGUCAAAGCUGUCUCCAGUAUUGAAGGAGAGGGUCCCUGUCAUGUCAUUGGCUGGAAGGAUCUCAAAGUCGGACCCCUGCAAUCGGCCCUUCUCAACAGUACCUUUAUUCAGGGCUUCGAGUUGGAUGAUUACCAUAGUUUUGCUCCUCUGCACUCCAACUCAAUAAUGGUUCCAGCAAUCUUAGCACUGGUUUCGUAUGGCAAGCACAAGGGAAUUAGCUACUCUGGCAAGGACUUUUUGUUGGCUCAUGUGGUUGGUUUUGAGGUGGGUCCUCGUGUCGGAUUGGCCUUGCACGGUGGUGAGAUCCUGAACAGAGGAUGGCACUCAGGACCAGUUUUCGGACAUGCAGCUUCUGCUGCGGCCUCCUCGAAAUUCCUUGGACUCAACUCGGAGCAGAUUGAAGAUGCUUUUGGAAUUGCUUGUACCCAAACCUGUGGUCUGAUGUCGGCACAGUUCGAAUCUUCAGUCAAGCGCAUGCAGCACGGAUUUGCUUCGAGAAACGGUUUAUUCGCCGCUCUUAUGGCUGAACAGUCUUACAAGGGUAUUAAGAGAGUUUUCGAGAGAGAAUAUGGUGGAUUUCUCAAUGUUUUCUCAUUAGGUGCCGAACCUCCAGUGGUUGAAGAGCUCACUAAAGACCUGUCGGAAAAAUGGAUCACUCCCGAAAUCAACAUCAAGCCCUAUGCUUGUAUGGCAGGAAUCCAUUCCACAAUCGAUGCUCUUUACGAGCUUUUCGACAAAAAGCCAUUGCAAAACGCCAUGGAUGUGGUUAAGCAGGUGACUAUUGAGAUUUCUGAGCCAUUGUUCAAGCAUGGUGGAUGGAAGGCAACCAAACCUCUUACAGUCAUUGGAGCUCAGAUGAAUAACGCAUACAUCUGUGCAGUUAUUCUCCUUGACGGUGUUCUAACUGUCAAGAACUUUUCGGAGAAACUCAUGAACCGCCCUGAAAUCUGGGAGCUCAUGGAAAAGAUCGACGUUGUUCACAACAAGGAGUUUGAUACACUUCCCAGAACCGACAGAAUGAUUGCUGCUGUCAAGAUCGAGUUCACCGACGGCACCAUCAAGACCAACACGGUUGUACGUCCCUCUGGGGUCAAAGCACCCCUCUCUGGCGACGAAAUUGUCGACAAGUUCCGCACUCACACCAAGGGACUCAUCUCCGACGAAGCCCAGGCCAACAUCCUCAAGACUGUCUUGGAAAUCGAGAGCUCCAAAGACGUCUCCGAGCUGGUUGACGCACUCAACAUCGAUAUCUUGGACCCCCUGAAAUAA